This is a messenger RNA of Rhodamnia argentea, 3576 nucleotides long. Its product is annotated as probable LRR receptor-like serine/threonine-protein kinase At3g47570. The transcript has 3 exons. Gene Ontology annotation, molecular function: protein kinase activity; protein binding; ATP binding. Gene Ontology annotation, biological process: protein phosphorylation. The record is from RefSeq and is a predicted model, not a curated record. NCBI's taxonomy places the organism in Eukaryota, Viridiplantae, Streptophyta, Magnoliopsida, Myrtales, Myrtaceae. Bases 1 to 3576 code for a protein of 1191 amino acids.
AUGCUCAGCUCGUGGAAUGAUAGCGUGGGGUUGUGCCAGUGGCGUGGUAUCACGUGCGGUCGCAGGCACCAAAGGGUCACGGCACUGGACUUACACUCACAGAAACUCUCUGGGUCGAUCUCUCCUCAUAUUGGGAACCUCAGCUUCUUGAGAGAAUUGUGGCUUGGAAACAACAACUUCGAUCAUGAAAUCCCUCCGCAAAUCAACCGGUUGCACCACCUACGAAUCUUAUGGCUAAAGGACAAUUCAUUGGUCGGUGAGAUUCCUGAAAACAUAUCAGCUUGCUCUGACCUUGUCAGCCUCGUUCUUGGCUACAACCAACUAACCGGCAAAAUUCCUGCACAAGUCGGUUCAUUAUUGAAUCUACGAAGAUUUUCUUUGUCUAUAAAUAAUCUUACUGGGAGUGUGCCUUCUUCCAUUGGGAACUUGUCUUCACUAGAGUUGCUUGCUCUUGCACGAAAUAACUUGGAUGGGAGCAUUCCUCCAGUCCUAGGCCACCUGCUGAAAUUGCGAAAAUUUUCUGUGGGAGAAAACAAACUGUCCGAUCGAAUUCCAACUGGACUUCUCAAUCUCUCUUCUUUAACUAUCUUCGAUGUAGGAACCAACCAAAUUCGAGGGAGUCUUCCUGCAGACAUAGGCUUUACUCUUCCAAAUCUUCAGUUUUUUAGCAUUGCCGGGAACCUAUUUGAGGGACAGGUUCCUCCUUCAAUAUCAAAUUGCACUAAGCUAGAGGCACUUCAACUUUCAACGAACAAGCUUUCAGGUAAAAUGCCUUCUUUGGAAAAUCUGCACGAGCUUCAACUGUUCACCAAUUUUGAAAAUCAGCUCGGGUAUGGAAAGCCCCAAGACCUAAAUUUCCUUUGCUCUCUGACAAACGCCACGAAGUUAGAGGAAUUGCUUAUUUCUUUCAACUAUUUCGGUGGAGAGCUGCCUAAAUGCAUAUGUAACUUAUCCAUCACCCUCACAAUAUUUAGUACCACGGAGAAUCUAGUAUUUGGAGAAAUUCCCAGACAAAUUGAAAAUCUUGUGAACCUCGAAGUACCGAGUAUUGGGAGAAACGAGUUUUCUGGUGUUGUUCCCUCAAAUUUGGGGAACCUACGAAAUUUGACAGUUCUGCAGUUAAAUGACAACCACCUGGGAGGAACACUUCCACCUUCUCUAGGAGAUCUAACAAAGUUGAAUGAACUAUCUUUGGCCGGGAACAACUUUCAAGAUCAAAUCCCUUCAGAAUUGUCCAACCGCCAAUUUUUGAACCUUCUCAAUCUUUCUAGUAAUAAUCUCGGUGGUACCAUACCCCCAAAUAUUAUGGGUAUUUCAUCACCGGCCAUCCUUUUGGACUUGUCUCGUAACCGCCUUACUGGAGUUCUACCCAUGGAAGUAGGCAACUUGAGAUUUUUGACCACAUUGGACAUCUCUGAAAAUAUUUUAGGGGGUGAAAUUCCAAAUAGUUUAGGUGAUUGUGUCGCAUUGCUAUCAUUGAGGAUUGGGGGAAAUUCCUUCCACGGGUCCAUUCCUCAAUCGAUGAGGGCGUUAAGAGGCAUUGAAGAACUAGAUCUUUCACACAACAAUUUUUCUGGGGAGAUUCCACAGUUCUUGGAGGCAUUUCAUUCUUUGAAGGUGCUGAAUUUGUCUUACAAUAAUUUUGAAGGCACGCUGCCACGUGGAGGAGUCUUUGACAAUGCUACCGGUGUUUCAAUUAUUGGAAAUGCUAAGCUUUGUGGUGGAUUGCCCAAAUUUCAGCUUCCUAAAUGCGUCUCUAGUAGCUCCAAGAGUCGAGAAGUCCAUGUAUUGAAAUUGUCUGCUGUUGUUAUUUGUGGCCUUCUCGGAAGUGCUCUAGUUCUUGCUAUUCUAUAUCUCUGUUGGGGGAAGAGGCGAGUACAAGAACCAGUUUCAAGUUCUGUUGCUGUUUUAUGUUCGAACGUAUCUUAUGGAGCACUCCUAAAAGCAACCGAUGGUUUUUCUUCAACCAAUCUAGUCGGUGUUGGAAGCUUUGGUUCUGUUUACAAGGGGGUACUUGAGGACAGUGGGACUACCGUUGCGGUGAAGGUGCUUCAUUUAGUGGGCCGCGGUGCUCUGAAGAGCUUCAUAGUUGAGUGUGAGGUACUAAAGAACAUCGGACACCGAAAUCUUUUGAAGAUACCGACAGUUUGCUCGGGUAUUGAUUAUCAAGGAAAUGAUUUUAAGGCCAUAGUAUAUGACUUCAUGGACAACGGAAGCCUGGAACAGUGGUUACACCAAAAAGCAACGCCCUCUCUUGGAAACGAGCCUCCGAAAAAAGUGAAUUUCAUUCGGAGGAUAAAUAUUGCUAUUGAUGUUGCUUCUGCACUUGAUUAUCUUCAUAACCAGUGCCACAUUCCCAUCAUUCAUUGUGAUUUAAAGCCAAGCAAUGUCCUCUUGAAUGCUCAGAUGGUUGCCCAUGUUGGUGACUUUGGAUUGGCAAAGUUUAUCCUUGGAUGGUCCCUUGAUACCGUAGCUAAUCAAAUGAGCUCUGUGGGUCUAAGAGGGACAAUUGGUUACGCGCCACCAGAAUAUGCAAUGGGAUGCGAGGUCUCGAGAGAAGGUGACGUCUACGAUUACGGCAUCCUCUUACUAGAGAUGUUCACCGGAUUGAGUCCCACCGAAGACAAAUUCAGAGACAAUUUCACUCUGCAUAGUUUUGUCGCGGCAGCUUUGCCUGGACAAGCAUUGGAAAUUACGGAUCACAUCCUGCUUCUAGAAAGGGAGAGUCGUUUCAACCCCAACAAUCGUCAUCAUUGGCUUUCCGAAAGCGAUACCAUAUUUCAAGAGUGUUUGGUUAUGGUAUAUGACAUUGGAGUAACUUGUUCCAAUGAAGUGCCUGGAAGACGGAUGAGCAUCAAUGGUGUUGCAACUCAGCUGCAAAAGAUUAGACAAAAACUCCAGGACAAUGUCAAUGUGACUCUCAGUGGAGCUCCAUGUGAUAUACCAAGAGAACUUAGUGAAGAACAAAGGAAGGAGUUAGCACCGGAUGUGGGUGCGGUGGCCACCAUGAAAAGUGUGUUCGAGGAAAAUCAAAAUAAGUUUGUCGAUCACGUGAUGAACCAUCUUACUUAUGUCCUUAAGCCUCUGAUUACCGACAUGGUAACGAAAUUUGUGUAUAAACCUAGUUCGUCCAAUCAAUCACCAUUUAGCCAAGGAGCAAGCUUGCUCACGGAUGGAGUGCCGAUAAAUCCUAUGGUCCCAAGCGGGGGUCGAGGAUCUACACAGGCAGUUCCUCCUACGGAUGUGAGAAUACUUCAAAGGGAUGAUACCACUAACUGCCAGAACCAGAAUGGAAUUGAAGUUGGUAGUUUUAAUAACCCGAUUAAUGUAAGCGGAUUUCCACAAGUUGUGGAUGGGAUCGCUAUGGGGUUAAAUCGGAUACCAAACACAGUUGAAAAUCCUAGAAUUAAUGUGUUACCGAAUACGGGUGACAACGUUAGACCAGUUGGUAAUGCUAGAUAUCCACUGUUAGGAGUGGUCAACCCCCUAAACCCGAUGAACGUCGAUUUUGGUCUGUCUCGCAACUCUGGUCAGUUUGUUCCGCGUCCGUUGUUCCCGGUGGAUAACCUGGUGUGA